Molecule: messenger RNA, 1272 nt
Organism: Solanum lycopersicum (tomato)
Lineage: Eukaryota; Viridiplantae; Streptophyta; Magnoliopsida; Solanales; Solanaceae
Biological process (GO): GPI anchor biosynthetic process
Cellular component (GO): endoplasmic reticulum membrane
Molecular function (GO): hydrolase activity, acting on ester bonds
Source: RefSeq, a predicted model, not a curated record
AUUAUUUUCCAGCUCUUGUCAUUGCUCACAACGUAUCUCUUUUGGAUUAAAAAACGUUUUCAAAUACGUUAUUCUUGGACAAAUACAUGAUUUCUUCUGCUUUAAAAUUUGUUUCAAGUCAAACAAUUUAGUGAUUUAGAUAUAAAUCUCACAACACUCUUGAUUUUGCGUUUCAUCAUCAAUAAACAUACAUAUUUCGACGUGCUUGAUUCAUGAAAAAGAAAAUGACAUUUGAGUUUUUGAAUUUCGUCUUUUGAAAUAGUGAUAAGAUGGCAGAUCUUUGUUGGGUCAUUUUCUUUGUAUCUUUUUCUUGUCUUUUCAGAAUAUUUGAUGCAAGUAUUGGGGAUAUCGAUCCAUUGUACAGGGCAUGUAUUGUGCAAUGUGAAAAGACUGGAUGUGCUGGAGAAAUAUGCUUACAACAUUGCAAAUAUUCUUUAGAUGGCUCUUUGUUAAAUAGCCAAAAAGAGCCUCUAUACAUGCAAUUAAAUCAAAGGGAUUGUCCAAGUGAUUGCAAGUACCAUUGCAUGGUUCAAAGAGAGAAAAAAAGAUCUUCACUUGGAUUUGGACCUGUCAAAUAUUAUGGUAAAUGGCCAUUAAAAAGAGUAUUUGGACUUCAGGAGCCUCUCUCAGUUGCUUUCUCAGCACUUAAUCUUGCAAAGAAUGUCCAAGGAUGUUUGUCAUUUUUCAACCUAAAUAAGAAGAGAUCCUAUAAUUAUGCUGCUUUGUGGCAUAUUUAUGGCUUCUUGUCUAUAAAUUCAUGUGUUUGGAGUGUUGUUUUCCACAGCAGAGGCAUGGAAAUUACAGAAAAGUUAGAUUGCACAUCUGCUGUGGCAUUACUUGGAUUUUCACUAAUUAUAUCAAUACUAAGAAGUUUCAACGUAAAUAAUGAGGCUGCAAGAGUAUUGGCUUCUUCUCCACUCUUUGCCUUUACAAUUACUCAUAUUUUGUACCUCAACAACUAUCAAAUGGACCAUGGAUGGAAUACAAAAGUUUGUGUUACAAUGGGUGUUGCUCAGCUUCUAAUUUGGGCAAUUUGGGCUGGAAUUAGUCAACAUCCAUCUAAAAGCAAAAUAUGGAUAGUUGUUUUUGGGAGUGGAGUUGCUAUGUUCUUAGAGAAUUGUGACUUUCCUCCAUAUGCAGGAUUAAUAGAUGCACAUGCACUUUGGCAUGCUACAACAAUUCCUCUUACUUGUAUUUGGUGGAGUUUUAUCCAAGAUGAUGCAAAGUACCAAACAUUUGACCUAAAUAAGAAACAAAAAUAGUGUUUUUCAA